GUUCGCAUCGGCAUGAAUCGUUAAAGGCUCCUUCCGAAAGGGGAAAAUAUUGAAAAGUGCCCUACAAUAACUUCUGUGUGCCUCUUCUCCUUCGUAACUCUAAUCUCUCUGCUAUGUAUGUGUUUGUGGGAGCCUUCUGUUAGAUGUUCUUCUCCUAUUUUCUACUUCUUUUUCUCCCCUUCUCCUUCCCAUUUCCUCUCUUCAUUUUUCUUCUUCUUAUUUACCCUUCAUCCCUUUCCCUUACUUCUAUUUCAUGGCAAUUUAAAGUGUAGAUGAUCCGCAAAAGUAUAAAGAUGUUCCAUAUAGUGCUCUUUGUGGUUUUGACAUUGUCAACAUUGACGCAUGCCAUUAUCCAUCCCAUUGAAAUAAGAGGCAAUCAUUUUUAUGAUUCGAUCACUAAUAAACCUUUCUUCAUCAAAGGAGUGGACUAUCAGCCCGGGGGAUCUAGUGGAGUGAAUGAACAUUCUGAUCCUCUUUCCAAUCCCGCUUUAUGUGCCAGAGAUAUUUUCUUAUUUCAGGAGUUGGGAAUAAAUACAAUUAGAGUAUACUCCGUCAAUCCAAGUUUAAAUCACGACAAAUGCAUGACAUUGUUGGCAGCAGCUGGAAUUUACUUAGUUUUAGAUGUUAACUCUCCUAUGGUUGGUCAACAUUUAAAUAGAUACGAGCCUUGGACUACUUACAACGACAAAUACGUAGGUCAUGUUUUCCAUGUGGUUAAUGAAUUCUCGGGCUAUAACAAUACAUUGGCGUUUUUUGCAGGGAAUGAAAUUGUCAAUGACAAAACAUCAGCGACUAAUUCACCUGUCUAUAUUAAGGCGGUUAUUAGAGAUAUGAAACAUUUUAUCAAGUCUAAUAGUGCCAGAAUAAUCCCUGUUGGUUACUCAGCAGCAGAUGAUUUGUCAUAUAGAAUAUCGUUGGCUGACUACUUGGAGUGUUAUGAAACAGAUCCUUUAGAGACAGUUGAUUUCUAUGGUGUCAAUACUUACCAAUGGUGUGGUGAGCAGACUUUUAUCACAUCAGGAUAUAAUAAUUUGGUAAGAGACUAUUCUACUUAUUCUAAACCAAUUUUCUUUUCAGAAUAUGGUUGUAAUGAAGUCUUACCAAGGCUUUUCAAAGAAGUUUCUUCAAUUUAUUCAUCGGAAAUGACAAGCGUUUUUUCGGGUGGUCUUGUUUAUGAGUUUGCUCAAGAACCAAACAACUAUGGUUUAGUGGAUUAUGAUGAGUUUGGAAAUGUUAAGCUAUUACCAGACUUCUUUGCAUUUAAGGAACAAAUAUCAAAAGUUCAAGAUGUUCCAUUGUCAAAGAAACUCUUGCUACAAAAUCAGCAAAAUUUCGAAAGUAAAAAUGUUAGAAAGCAAAAACCAAAGCGGAAAGUGUGUGAAUUAAAAUAUGCCAAUCUUGAUAUAUCCAAGGGAAUACCAAGAUCAAUGGGUGAAUCCAUUGUCAAAUCUUUCAAUAACCAAGAAAAGGGCAAAUUCGUCCCAUUAACUCAAGAAGAUAUGACUAGUAAUUUCAAGAUAUUUUCGGUAGAUGGUACUGUAUUCAAUAAAAAACCGAUUGUAAAGCCUGUUCCUGAACCACUAGCAGAUCCUAAAGAUUCAAUAUCAUUAACUUCGAAACUUAAUCCACUAUUCUCUCUAAUUUGUGGUAUUUCUAUUCAAUCAUUGUUAAAUGGUUUAUUCUGAUGAUUGCUCAAGAGUAUAGCAAUACUUAUUCAGGCUUGUUUUUUGCUUAGUGUAAUGUUGUAAUUCAUGUGUAAAUUU
Molecule: messenger RNA, 1763 nt
Organism: Pichia membranifaciens NRRL Y-2026
Lineage: Eukaryota; Fungi; Ascomycota; Pichiomycetes; Pichiales; Pichiaceae
Exons: 3
Coding region: 273-1685 (470 amino acids)
Biological process (GO): fungal-type cell wall (1->3)-beta-D-glucan biosynthetic process
Cellular component (GO): cytoplasm; fungal-type cell wall
Molecular function (GO): 1,3-beta-glucanosyltransferase activity
Source: RefSeq, a predicted model, not a curated record